UCCUUUGGGCUGGAGGAAUGGGGAAAGACGGCAAGGCGAGGGGGACCGACAGCGAGCUCGUGCCGGAGGAUGAUGCAGAUACAGCGAAAAGUCUCAUCCCCGCCAGCCGCCUGCUAGACGCCGUCCUGAACGACCUGUAUGAUUUUGGCAAACCAGUACGUGAUGAAAACAAAAAGCGAAAAAGGCAAAAAAGAAAUCCACUGGCGACAGCAACAAAGACAGCCAGUAAUAAUUUAUCAGAAGACAGAUAUGUGAAUUCUGAAUUUGGUGCAGUAACUCCAGGCAAGAGGAAAAAGUCCUCCAACUUUUUUGAUAGCCUGAAAGAGGAACUGGCUUAUGACUGUAUUAAUCAGGAAAAGUGUAUCCCAGAAUUCAGUUCCUCCAAUGCUGCCCAGCUGAAAUCUGACCAGCAGGGAAACAUGGCAGAAGUUGAAGUUGUGACAUUUCAUGGUCAGCCUAAAAAGAAGAAAAACAAAUGGGAUAAUAGUGAAGUUAAUGUUUCUAAGGUGAAAAUGAUUGCUGAAGAAAAACAUUCCAAUAGCCAAGAAUUUAACUUGGAAAAAGCUCGUUUGGAAGUGCACCAGUUUGGAAUCACUGGAUUUGAGAAAAAGGAACAGCGGGUUUUAGAACAAGAACGUGCUGUCAUGUUGGGAGCAAAGCCUCCUAAAAAAGAAUAUCUGAACUACAAGAUUCUUCAACAGAAAAUCAAAGAAAAAAAAGCGAAGAAAGAAGAGACUGUCAUGGAAAAUAAAUCUGAUUCUCUCAAGAGGCAGAAGAAAAAAGGACACGAAGAGAGGAAGUCUAGGAAGAAGACAAAGCAGAACAUAUUGCCUACAGGACAAGUUGGAACAUUUAAAAAUGGGACCCUGAUUCUUCGUAGUUCUGACAUAAAGAAAAUCAAAUCUUCCAAAGUAGUUAAAUGAAAUCACUGUACCAUACUGAACAGAAAAUGAGAAACUAAGGGUCCUAGCAUGCCAGCUGCUUCCUGCAAUGUGUGCAUUAAGACUGGGCACAAGAAUAAUCUGCCUGCUGAACAGCAUAAGAUAUUGAUCCCGCAGGAAAAAGUCAUCCCAGCUAAAUGUUCACAGAAGAAUUCUUAAUAAAUAUUUAUGAAGUAUG
Molecule: messenger RNA, 1119 nt
Organism: Pogona vitticeps (central bearded dragon)
Lineage: Eukaryota; Metazoa; Chordata; Lepidosauria; Squamata; Agamidae
Gene: FSAF1
Product: 40S small subunit processome assembly factor 1
Source: RefSeq, a predicted model, not a curated record